Miscanthus lutarioriparius is the source of this 2940-nucleotide messenger RNA. Lineage: Eukaryota; Viridiplantae; Streptophyta; Magnoliopsida; Poales; Poaceae. The record is from the annotation of a GenBank genome assembly.
AUGGUUUAUUACGGGAACACCUCAAUCGGAGAAGUGGAGGUGUGGCCCAAGGGCGAGGCGAGCGCGGGCCUGGCCGUGGCGGCUUGGGCGCGAGAAAUCCGCGUUGACCGCCUUUCCCGGCCCAGCGAGCGCUGCCCUCCGCUGGCGGUCAUGCAUACCGUGGCCGUCGGCGCCCGAUGCCUCGUCAUGGAAUCCAGGCCGCCCGUCGCCGCCGACGUGGCGCCGAUGCCUCUCGUCGCCAUGCACGCCGCUUGCCUCAGGGACAACAAGACUGCGGUUGUUCCACUUGGAGAUGGAGAAUUGCAUUUAGUUGCGAUGACAUCCAGAAGAAACUUGACAAAUCAUGCAUGUUUCUGGGGCUAUAAAUUGCCAUUUGGUUUGUAUAAUUCUUGCUUGACCAUGUUAAAUCUUCGAUGCCUGGGUAUCGUGUUUGACCUUGAUGAGACAUUGAUUGUCGCCAAUACAUCACGGUCCUUUGAGGACAGAAUUGAUGGACUUCAAAGAAAGCUCAGUAAUGAGACUGAUCCACAGCGUAGGAAUGGUAUGCUAUCAGAGAUCAAAAGGUACCAAGAUGAUAAGUCCAUCCUAAAGCAAUAUAUAGAAGGUGAUCAGGUCUAUGAUGAUGGAGAAGUGUAUAAAGCGCAACCUGAGAUUGUUCCACCGUUGUCUGAUAACCAGCAACCAAUGACACGUCCAGUUAUAAGAUUACAAGAUAAAAACAUUAUCCUGACAAGAAUAAAUCCUCUGAUUAGGGAUACCAGUGUUCUUGUACGUUUAAGGCCAGCCUGGGAGGAUCUUCGCAGCUACUUAAUUGCAAGAGGUCGCAAGCGUUUUGAGGUCUAUGUGUGUACGAUGGCUGAAAGAGACUAUGCUUUAGAAAUGUGGAGAUUGCUUGAUCCAGAUUCAAGAUUGAUUAAUUCUGUUCAACUUCAUGAUCGGAUGGUGUGUGUAAAAUCUGGUUUAAAGAAGUCCUUGCUAAAUGUCUUCCAUGAUGGUUCUUGCCAUCCUGGUAUGGCAUUAGUAAUUGAUGAUCGUCUAAAAGUUUGGGAUGAGAAGGAUCAAUUACGAGUUCAUGUGGUUCCUGCAUUUACUCCAUAUUAUGCUCCUCAGGCAGAGGCAAAUUGUUCUAUCCCGGUUCUGUGUGUAGCCAGAAACGUUGCAUGCAAUGUUAGGGGUGGUUUCUUCAAAGACUUCGAUGAAGUUCUCUUACCAAGGAUUAGCAAUAUUCACUAUGAGGAUGAAGUAAAUGAUAUCUCAUCUGCGCCAGAUGUUGGCAAUUAUUUGAUAAGAGAGGAUGAGAAUGCCGCAUUAGUGAAUGGAAAUAGAGAUUCAUUGCCUUUUGAUGGUAUGGCAGAUGCAGAGGUUGAGAGGAGAAUGAAGGAAGCCAAUGCUCAAGCAUUCCAUCAAACAGCGGGGAACUUUGUCAUGCCAGUAGCCCCUGCUCAGAAUUUUGUUUCAUCUUCAGUUGCACCAUUAGCUCCACCUCUUGGCAUGAUGCCACCUCCAUUCAGCCAGCCAGUUGUUCAACCAGGUUUUUCAGAUUCACUGCAAGGUUCUCCAGCUAGAGAAGAGGGCGAAGUUCCUGAGUCUGAGUUGGAUCCGGACACAAGGAGAAGGCUUCUCAUAUUACAGCAUGGUCAAGACACAAGAGAUCCUACACCUCCACUCCCAGCAAUACCACCAGUGCAAGUUCCAGUUCCUCCAGUGCAACCUCAUGGGAAUUGGUUUCCCACAGAGGAUGGGCUAAACCCAAGUAACCUGAAUAGAGGUUCAGCAGGUUUCACUGUAGAAUCCGAUUCUAUGCUCUACGAGAAAAAACAACCACCUCAUCCUUCAUUCUUUCAUGGUGGGGAUAGUCCUAUGUCGUCUGAUAGAUUUGGCUAUCAGAACCAGAGGUUUCCCUCUCAGCUACCACACACCGAGGAUCACCACAUGCUUCAGAACCAUGCACCUCCAAAAUACAGAUCCUUUUCUGGUGAGGAGCUAGCAGCUCGGCAUGUUCCCUCAAGCCAGAGAAACAACCAGAUAGAAUCAGGAAGACACUUUGCACAAUAUGCUGGGACCUCUGCUGGCAUAUUAGAGGGGAUUGCUCUGAAAUGUGGAUCUAAGGUGGAGUACAGGUCAACAUUAUGUGAUACUGCAGAACUACAAUUCUCUAUUGAGGUUUGGAUUGUUGGGGAAAAGGUUGGUGAAGGCAUUGGUAGGACAAGGAGAGAAGCACAGCGUCAAGCUGCAGAAAUGUCUUUAAGAAAAUUGGCCAAUAAAUACUUGUCAUCUGAUCCAAAUAAGUUGACUGAUAUGAAAGAAAAUGGUUUCAGUAGCAACAGAAAUGUCUUUGGUUACUCUGGAAAUACCAGGGAUGAUAUGUUGCCUCUUUCAAGUACUUCUGAGGAAUCUCGCUUUAUGAAAAUGGAGGAGAACAAUUCCAGGAAAACAGGAGGUUCUGUUGCUGCUCUCAAGGAACUUUGCACGGUUGAGGGAUAUAACUUAGUUUUUCAAGAGCGUCCAUCUCCAGCAGAUGGUUUAGUUGGGAAAGAAUCUUAUGCUCAGGUAGAAGUUGGUGGACAAAUUCUAGGCAAAGGAGUUGGAUUAACAUGGGAAGAGGCCAAGCUCCAGGCUGCUGAUGAGGCCCUUGGAACUUUAAGAUCCAUGCUAGGUCAACUUGGUCAUAAGCGAUCUGGCUCUCCAAGGUCAUUGGCACCAAAUUUUAACAAGCGGUUCAAGCCAGAUUUUCCAAGGACCGUACAAAGAGUUCCUUAUGGAACAUAUUCUAGGAUCGAAGGUCUCCACACAUUGAAUGCAAGCCCUAGAUUUCUGGCUUCUGGUGGGCUUCCAAGGCUCUCACAGGCCGCCACUGGCCAUGAGAGUACCGACGAAGGGCCAAGUAACUAUGAAGUAUUAAUGGUGGCCAUCACUUCGUGCAGAAUUUCAUUGCCAUGA